Molecule: messenger RNA, 2061 nt
Organism: Gracilinanus agilis (Agile Gracile Mouse Opossum)
Lineage: Eukaryota; Metazoa; Chordata; Mammalia; Didelphimorphia; Didelphidae
Gene: ARHGEF37
Product: Rho guanine nucleotide exchange factor 37
Exons: 12
Coding region: 1-2061 (686 amino acids)
Cellular component (GO): cytoplasm
Molecular function (GO): protein binding; guanyl-nucleotide exchange factor activity
Source: RefSeq, a predicted model, not a curated record
AUGGCCAGUUACCUGGAAAAUGAACCUCCCUCUCCUGGGGAGAGCUCAGGGGAUGAAAGUCAAGGGGUUGAAGCAACCAGAAUCUGUGAAAAAAUGAAACUGAAUCAGAGACUUGCAGCAAAGGAGCUGGUCAAUACAGAGGCCAAGUAUGUGCACAAUCUCCAACUCUGUGCUUCUGACAUCCGAAGCCAUCUACAUGAGCUGCCACAGGGAGAUUUGGAUGUGAUAUUCUCAAACAUUGAUGAUAUUAUCCAGGUAAACAGCCGUUUCCUCAAAGGCCUAGAAAAGGCAGACUCUGAAGAAGAACAGCUAAGCUUACUUGGUAAUUUAUUCCUUGAAUUCCAAGAGGAGAUGGAGAACACCUAUAAGGUCUACUGUGCCAGCUACAACCAGGCUUUGACCCUGGUGGAGACAUAUAAGAAGGUACCCAAGCUACAGAAGGUGAUUCAUGAUGCCAUCACUGCACUGGUGCCCCAGGCUGGAGCUUCAGGCCUCAGUUUCUUGCUGGUGAUGCCUGUGCAGCGGGUGACCAGAUACCCACUCCUCCUGCAGAAGAUCCUAGAGAACACGCCUCCUGAUGACGAGGCCUAUGAGGCCUUGCAGAGGGCCACCAGAGCCAUGCAAGAAGUGAAUUCCAACAUCAAUGAGUAUAAGAGGCGGAAGGAAAUUGCCACAAAAUACAACAAGUUGGAGCAUCUGACAGUCAGGGAGAGGUUGGCCAGAAUCAAUACACAUUCUAUCUCCAAGAAGACUCUGCGCCUAAGUCAGUUGUUCAAGCAAGAAGCUGGGAUUGUGACCAAGACUGAAGACAGGGAGUUUGAUGAUUUAGAAGAGAAGUUCCACUGGGUGGCAUUAUGUGUGAAUGAGCUGAAGAGCAAUGUGGCAGCUUACUUGGAUCAUUUGGAGACUUUCCUUAGGAUCAAACCAUAUGAAUGUGACCUGGAGAUGGAAGGUGGAGCUGUGCAACAGUAUUGCUGCCUCACGAGAGACCUGCACCUACUGGUCUUCUUGGAAUUUAAGCAGCGACUGGAAAGGCUGGUGUAUCGCCCACUUCACCACCUGUCCAAAGCCCUCCUGGGGCCUCAGAACCUGAUCAAGAAGCGUCUGGACAAACUGUUGGAUUUUGAGCGGACGGAAGAAAAGCUGGCUGAGAUGGGCAGCAUGACCUAUGAAGAGGAGGCCAUCAGACACACCUACCAGGCCCUGAAUUCCCUGCUGGUGUCUGAGCUUCCUCAGUUUAACCAGGUGGCCACCCAGUGGCUGGGUCAGAUCUUGAACACACUCAUGGCCCUCCAGAGGGAUCUUGCUCAACAAGUGCUGCAGAGGGCAGAAAGAGAGUUAGCUCGGCUGCCCCAUAGCCAUGUUUCUGAAUUCGACUUCAGGAAGCUGAUAGAAGACACAUUAGGCAAAACCAGUGCCCAACUCCACACCUUCUGUCAGAACUUUGAGAAGGUGCUGCCAGUUCCAGUAAGACAACCACUCCAACCUGCUGCAGACAGACAGGUCCAGGCCCUCAUGAGCAAGUAUAGCCCCAGCAAACUCUACCAGGUGACAAGUAACAUCAGCGGUAGUGGGAAUCUGGCUCUUACCCUUCAGAAAGGGCAGGUCGUGGCUGUCCUUCAGGACAGGGACAUCAAAGGCAAUACUAGUCGUUGGCUGGUGGACACUGGAGGCAAUCGAGGGUAUGUGCCAGCUGGAAAACUAGAACCAUAUCAGGUGGUCCCACAUGAGGAGCCCAGCAUGCAGUCAGGGUCAGGGGAUGGUUUCAAGUUCCCUCCAGCGGAGACUCCCAGGGCAUCGGCCCAUGUUGCCAUGCCUGUUUUUCAGGUGGUGGCUGCAUACCCAUUUGAAGCCAGGAGCAAUUAUGAAGUGAGCCUACAAGCUGGACAGUCGGUAACAGUCCUGGAGAGACAGGACAAGAAGGGGAACCCAGAAUGGAGCUUCGUGGAAGUGAAUGGACAGAGAGGUUAUGUGCCCUCCAACUUCUUGGCCCGUGUUCCAAGCCCUACACCUUGGGGCUGGAGUUUGCCCACUGGUGACAGCUCCCUUUCACAUAUGUAG